This is a messenger RNA of Ricinus communis (castor bean), 963 nucleotides long. RefSeq names its product cyclin-dependent kinase F-4. Gene Ontology annotation, cellular component: nucleus; cytoplasm. The record is from RefSeq and is a predicted model, not a curated record. Gene Ontology annotation, biological process: protein phosphorylation; intracellular signal transduction. NCBI's taxonomy places the organism in Eukaryota, Viridiplantae, Streptophyta, Magnoliopsida, Malpighiales, Euphorbiaceae. Gene Ontology annotation, molecular function: ATP binding; protein serine/threonine kinase activity.
AUGGAGAAAUACGAGUUCAUAGAAAAAGUUGGUCAUGGUUCAUAUGGGAGUGUUUGGAAAGCGAUCAAUAAUGUAUCUAGGGAAAUGGUUCCCAUCAAGAUUCUAAAGAAGAAUUAUUCUUCGUGGGAUGAGGGUCUUAACUUGCGUGAGGUAAAAUCCUUGAGAAGAAUGGCCAAUCAUCCCUAUAUUGUUCAGCUCAAGGAACUAGCCCUAGAAAAUAACGUACUCUACUUAGUUUUUGAGUGCAUGGAAUGCAGUCUUCUCCAGGUUAUGAGAGCCCGUGGAGAUCGGACUUUCUCUGAAUCCAAAGUCAGGGACUGGUGUUUCCAAAUCUUUCAAGGUGUUGCCGACAUGCAAGUCAAGAUUGGUGAUCUGGGUCUUGCUCGGGAGAUCAAUUCAAAACCACCUUACACUGACUAUGUCGUGACGUGUUGCUAUCGCGCGCCGGAGCUGCUGCUCCGUUCAAGCUUGUAUGGUUCGAAGGUUGAUAUGUGGUCAUUAGGUGUUGUUAUGGCUGAGUUAUUCACUUUUACUCCUCUUUUUUGUGGUAAAAGUGAAGCUGAUCAUAUGUACAAGAUUUGCAAGAUAAUUGGUAGUCCAACAAAGAUGUCUUAUCCUUAUGGACUUGAUCUUGCAAGGAAUAUCCACUAUCAAUUUCCAGAAUCUGGCGGUAUGCACCUGUCUCUACUCAUGCCAACAGCAAGUAAAGAUGCACUUAGUCUUUUCAAAUCACUUUGUUCUUGGGAUCCAUGCAAGAGGCCUACUGCUGAAGAAGCACUUCAACAUCCAUUCUUCCAUAGUUGCUACUCUAUUCCACCAGCUAUUCCUUAUGAAGCACCUGGAAUCAUUAGAAAGACUCCAGUCAGUUCCAUCCGCCAGGAGAAAGAGCUCCUUAAAGCUUUAGCAAGCUAUUAUCUACAAGGCAUAGAGAUCGACUUGAAUUAUGUGCCUGCUAAUAUCUAA